This is a messenger RNA of Dendrobium catenatum, 5334 nucleotides long. RefSeq names its product DNA (cytosine-5)-methyltransferase 1B. Bases 221 to 4825 code for a protein of 1534 amino acids. NCBI's taxonomy places the organism in Eukaryota, Viridiplantae, Streptophyta, Magnoliopsida, Asparagales, Orchidaceae. The transcript has 13 exons. Gene Ontology annotation, cellular component: nucleus. Gene Ontology annotation, molecular function: chromatin binding; DNA (cytosine-5-)-methyltransferase activity. The record is from RefSeq and is a predicted model, not a curated record.
UCGGACGUUACAACAUUUUGAUCUGAAGCAACGACGGGAGCUCCCUCUCGCUCGCUGUGAAGGAUUUAACUCAAAUCCGGUGUAAAUCUGGCAUCCAAACAGGCCGACUGAAAUCACAACGGGAGCUCGCUGAAGAAGGCAUCGACGGUACAAGCGGCUUCUCCUUAUCGACGGUACAAGCGGCUUCUGAAGGAGAAGAGGAGUUCGCGAGACUUGCCCAAUGCCCGGCUUUAAUAAAUCCGGGAUUCAAGUGAUGAAAAGGAAGAACACUUUGAAAUGCUUACCGAAAAGGAGCAAGAAGAAGAUGAUUGCCGAUGAAACCUAUGAAGGUGUGAAGGAUUCAAAAGAGAAUGGCGACAUCAUAGACUGUGAUGUAGAGCCUGCUAUCCGAAAAAGGCCCAAGCGGGCAGCUUCAUCCUUAAAUUUAAAAGAGAAAAAUGUCCGAUUAUCUGAUAGGUCUUCUGUUGUUGAAGUUAAAGAAAUUAGGCUUGUGGAAGAAGAGAAGGAUGCUGUUGAGCUCACCAAACUUGGCACAGAAGAUUUAACGCCAUGCAGAAAACUUGUUGAUUUUGUUUUUCAUGAUGCUGAUGGAAAGCCCCAACCCUUUGAAGUUUGUGAGUUUGAUGAUAUUUAUAUUACAUCUGUUAUUAUGCCCAUGGAUGAUAAUUUGGAGAAAGAGAAGGAAAGGGGGGUUAAGUGUGAAGGAUUUGGCCGAAUUGAAAGUUGGUCAAUUUCUGGUUAUGAUGAGGGCACUCCUGUUGUUUGGGUUAUAACUGAAAUUGCAGAGUAUGAAUGUGUCAAGCCUGCUGGCAAUUAUAAAAGGUUCUACAACCAUUUCAAUGAAAAGGCUCGCAUUUGUGUUGAAGUGUACAAAAUAUUAACUAGAUCUAUUAGCAAAAAUCCUGAUAUGAGCCUUGAGGAAUUGCUUGCUGGAGUUAUCCGUUCCAUCAGUGGAACCACUAGUUCCAGUGGUGUUGUUAAUAGAGAUUUAAUUAUCUCUCUUGGUCAAUUCAUAUACAAUCAGCUGAUUGGGUUAGAUGAAACGCUAGAGGGAAAUAAUAUGAGCUUAGCCACAAGACCAGCUCUCUGUGCUCUAAGAGAUGAAUACAUAAGUAGGGGAGGAUUAAGUGAAAAGGCUGAUGUAACCUUGAAGAUUGAUGGUAGAAAAACUUUGGAAAUUAAUGAAGAUGAAGAUGAGAAGUUGGCAAGGCUACUCCAAGAAGAGGAAAAUUGGAAGCUGUUGAAACAGCAGAGAGGUCCGCAGUCAGGGAAGUCUAACAUCUAUAUUAAGAUCAGUGAGGCAGAGAUUGCAAAUGAUUAUCCUUUGCCUGCAUAUUACAAACCUGCUGUUGAUGAAAUGGAUGAGUACAUAUUCUUUGAUAGUGAAUCUAGCAUCCACUAUGUUGACCUUCCCAGAAGGGUUCUUAAUAACUGGUCACUUUACAAUUCAGACUCUAGGCUUAUUUCCUUAGAACUUCUGCCAAUGAAACCCUGUGCAGAAACUGAUGUCUUGGUUUUUGGAUCCGGAAAUAUGCAAGAAGAUGAUGGUAGUGGGUUUUGCAUGGAGGUGGAUGGGGUUGGGUCUUCAUCUAGCAUCACUGAUUGUGCGAACACUGAAGGUGUUCCUGUUUAUCUGAGUGCAAUCAAGGAAUGGAUGAUAGAAUUUGGUUCCUCAAUGAUAUUCAUUUCAGUGCGAACGGAUGUUGCAUGGUACAGACUUGGGAAGCCUGCAAAACUAUAUGCUCCAUGGUAUGAGCCAGUCCUUAAAACUGCAAAGCUAGCAAUUAGUAUUAUUACUUUGCUGAAAGAACAGACUCGAGCUUCAAAACUUUCAUUUGCAGAUGUGAUCAAGAAGAUCACAGAGUUUAACAGGGAGCAUCCUGCUUAUAUUUCUUCAAAUAUUGCUGUGUUGGAAAGAUAUGUGGUGGUUCACGGACAGAUUAUUCUUCAACAGUUUGCAGAGUAUCCUGAUAAAACAAUUAAAAAGUGUGCUUUCGUGACCGGUCUGUUAACUAAGAUGGAAGAGAGGCGUCAUACAAAACUGAUGAUGAAGAAAAAAAUGGUGGUGCAAAAAGAAGCAAAUCUGAAUCCAAGUGCAGCAAUGAGGCCCUUUAUCUCCAAGAGAAAGGUGAUGCGUGCCACAACAACCAGACUUAUUAAUAGGAUUUGGGGAGAUUACUAUUCUAGCCAUUUUCCUGAUGAAUUCAAGGAGGAAGCUGAGAUUGUGUUGAAAGAUGAAGAAGUUGAGGAUGAGCAGGAAGAGAAUGAAGAGGAUGAGAUUGAAGAGCAACGUAUUGUGGUUCAAGAGAUGACUUCAAAAAGUUACCCCAUUAGGUCUCAUGAUUCUAAGCCCAAUGUGGAGGAAAUUAGAUGGGAAGGAGAUACAAUUGGCAAAAUGGAUUCUGGCGAAGUUCUGUAUAAAUGUGCAAUUGUUCGUGGAGAGAAAAUUUCUGUUGGUGGAGUUGUGGUUAUUGAUGGUGUUCAGCCCAGUGAUGUUCCAGCUAUGCAUUUUGUGGAAUUCUUAUACGAGAGGCUUGAUGGAACAAAGAUGGUCCAUGGUAGGAUAAUUCUAAGAGGGUAUCAAACUGUUUUGGGUAAUGCUGCAAAUGAGAGGGAAAUCUUCUUGACUAAUGACUGUAAUGAUUUUGCGCUAGGAGACAUUAAAGAGCCAGUUACUGUAGAUAUCCGUUCAGUAUCAUGGGGAUUCCAGUAUAGAAAGGAGUAUUCUGGUGCUGCUAAGAUUGACAAUCUGAAGGCUGAGGAGAAGCAAAAGAAAGUACAACCGAUGGAUUUCUUCUGUAAAAGCUUAUAUUGGCCUGAGAAAGGAGCUUUUUUCACUCUUCCUUUUGAUAGUUUAGGACUUGGAUCUGGCAUCUGCAACUCUUGUAGACAAGGAGAGAACAAGGACAGUCUGUUUAAAGUAAGCUCGAAGGAAAGGUUUAUCUUCAAUAAAACUGAAUACAAUGUUCAUGACUUCAUAUAUGUGAGCCCUCAUUGUUUUGUUGAAGAAAAUGAGGAGCACGAAACUUUUAAGGCCAGCAGGAAUGUUGGACUUAGGGCAUAUGUUGUCUGCCAAAUACUAGAAAUCCUUUUUCAUGAAGGUGCUAAAAAACCUACUCAACAUACCCUUGUUAAAGUCAGAAGGUUCUAUAGACCGGAGGAUGUUUCAGCAGCCAAAGCAUAUAUUGCAGAUAUUAGAGAAGUUUACUACAGUGAAGAUUUGCACAAUGUGCCCGUAGAUGCGAUUCAGGGUAAAUGUAGCAUCAUUAAGAAAAAUGGGUUGCCAAGUUUGGAGCUCCCUGUGAUUAUGGAUCAUGUUUUCUUUUGUGAAUGCUCUUAUGAUCCUAGGCAAGGUUCUCUUAAGCAGUUGCCUUCUAAUAGUAAGCUUUGGUCAACAAUUAGAACUGCACCUAAUCCCUCCACCAAAAAGAAGGGUAAAGAAAAAUGUGAAGAAGGGCAACAAAUGGAAAGCCAUUUGUGGAAGGACUUGCCUCAGGAAAAUCGCUUGGCCACAUUAGAUAUAUUUGCUGGCUGUGGUGGUUUAUCUGAAGGACUUCAGCAGUCCGGUGCUACAUUUACAAAAUGGGCAAUUGAAUAUGAAGAGGCUGCUGGUGAGGCGUUCAGCAAAAACCACCCUGAUGCACAGAUGUUCGUUGAUAACUGCAACGUAAUUUUAAGAGCCAUUAUGGAGAAAUGUGGCGAUGCAGAUGAUUGCAUCUCCACCUCUGAAGCUGCAGAAUUGGCAGCCAAGCUUAGUGAAGAAAAACUUAAAAAUCUUCCUAUGCCUGGUCAAGUAGAUUUCAUUAAUGGAGGACCUCCUUGUCAGGGGUUUUCUGGGAUGAAUAGAUUUAGUCAUAGCACGUGGAGUAAGGUUCAGUGCGAGAUGAUUUUAGCAUUUUUAUCUUUUGCUGAAUAUUUUAGGCCAAGAUUUUUCCUUUUAGAAAAUGUCAGAAAUUUCGUGUCCUUCAACAAAGGGCAAACAUUCAGAUUAACCCUUGCUUCACUUCUUGAGAUGGGCUACCAGGUAAGAUUUGGCAUUUUGGAAGCUGGAGCAUAUGGUGUUUCUCAGUCGAGGAAAAGGGCAUUCAUCUGGGCAGCUUCUCCAGAUGAAACACUACCUGAUUGGCCAGAGCCCAUGCAUGUUUUUGCUAGUCCUGAACUAAAAAUAAGUUUGAAUGGACACAUGCAAUACUCUGCUGUUCGCAGCACUGCGGAUGGUGCUCCUUUCCGCUCAAUAACCGUGCGGGACACUAUUGGAGAUCUUCCAUCUGUUGAAAAUGGCGCAUCAAAGCUGAUAGUUGAAUAUGGAGGUGAGCCUGUCUCGUGGUUCCAAAAGCACAUUAGAGGGGGCUCAAUUGCAUUAAGCGAUCACAUAUCAAAGGAAAUGAAUGAGUUGAACCUUAUUCGAUGCAAACACAUUCCUAAGCGACCUGGUGCUGACUGGCGUGAUCUUCCAGAUGAAAAGGUUAAGCUGUCAAAUGGGCAAUUGGUGGACCUCGUACCAUGGUGCCUGCCAAAUACAGCAAUGAGGCACAACCAGUGGAAGGGCCUUUAUGGUAGACUAGACUGGGAAGGGAAUUUUCCAACUUCCAUUACAGAUCCCCAACCCAUGGGAAAGGUGGGCAUGUGCUUCCACCCGGAUCAGGACAGGAUUCUCACUGUGAGGGAAUGUGCGAGGUCACAGGGUUUCCGUGAUAGCUACAUUUUUGCUAGUAACAUUCAGAACAAACACAGGCAAAUUGGGAAUGCUGUGCCACCUCCUCUUGCUUAUGCACUGGGUAUAAAAUUGAAGGAAGUAAUUGAUGCGAAGCAUUCUUCUCCUUGACUUUUGAACUUUCAAUAAUUGGAAAAGCAAAAUCGCUGCAGUUCUAUUUUUUCCUUUUAAUUUUGGUUUCACUUUUCAUAUAUAUUAUCCUAAUUUUCUUUGUUCCGAGGUUUUAACGUAUUCUUCAGCGUUUGAAGGAACUCCCCUUUGAAGUCUCUUCUCUAUCUACAACAACCAAAUCCAUUUUUUACUUGCUAGUCAGAGUAUUAGAAGAUCCGCCAAAUGGAGUUCCUAGUGCUGCCUUAUUAUAUCCACGUAGAAAUUUUCUUGCUUUAUAGCAUUUAUGCUAAUUGCUGCCUUAAUUGAGGCAGCAGAUCUGAGAAUUUUGUAAUGUCAGUCUUGUUGUAUUGAUUAUGAGUAUAGUUUUAGAGCGAGCUUGAAAAGAAUCAGGAAGUUCUGAGUUAGUAAUUUUCUUCAUUGUUUCAUCAUUAUCUAGUAUUUAAUGUUGUAUUUAAGUGUCUGUAAACAUUUUUAUGUUAUUGGCAUUGAUAGUGGCGAUUCUUAUAUUA